Messenger RNA from Histoplasma mississippiense, 2418 nucleotides. Its product is annotated as vesicle-fusing ATPase. Gene Ontology annotation, cellular component: Golgi stack. Lineage: Eukaryota; Fungi; Ascomycota; Eurotiomycetes; Onygenales; Ajellomycetaceae. The record is from RefSeq and is a predicted model, not a curated record. The transcript is spliced from 5 exons. Gene Ontology annotation, molecular function: ATP binding; ATP hydrolysis activity. Bases 1 to 2418 code for a protein of 805 amino acids. Gene Ontology annotation, biological process: Golgi to plasma membrane protein transport; SNARE complex disassembly; intra-Golgi vesicle-mediated transport.
AUGUUUAAUCGCAACAACUUCCCUUCCGUCAAUCCUUUUAGCCCGAGCAGCGGCAGCUCUGCCCCCAGCGGGGACAGAAUGGGCACAUCGCGAGACCGUUACAAUAGUCCUAGUCCACAGUCAUCUGGUCAUGGCCCGGAUCCUCGACUGGGUGGAGGGAACUACGACCGAUCCCCCAUGGCCCGUGGGCAGCCACAGCAACACAUGCCUUCUGGGCGGGGACCCGGCAGGAUGCCGCCGAGAGGAGGAGGUGGUGGGGGUGGCAUGGGUGAUCAAGUCUGGACUCUGCGCCCAGCGAAGAGUCCAGAUAAUUCAUAUACAUAUGGAAAUCUUGUCGCAGUAUCACCGCAUGAUAUCCCCCCUUCCCGCGACGGUUCCGAUGUCCUGGUUCUUGUAAACGAUAUGUUUGUCUUCUCUGCGCGUCCUCUCGAGGGGUUCCCUCCAGGACACAUUAGCAUGUCUGAUCCACAGAGGACGUGGGCCCAAGUCGCAUUAACGGAUAUGGUCACCGUUCGGUUGUAUGACAUUUUUAGCCAAGGCGGGCAAUCAUACCUUGCAUCGAUGGAUAUGGAAAUUGGGUUCGCCGGCAAGAAGAGGACAGAAAUGCCUUAUGAUCAAGAUCAACUUGCGCGAGUCGUUACUCGGAACUUUGAAAACCAAAUCCUGGCCCCCGGCCAAAAGAUUUUGAUGGAUGAUAAGAGUAUCCCCUUACUGUUAACAGUCAAAACGGUUCAACUUGGAGAUUUAGCUUCAGAAAAAGCAAAAUCGUCAUCGGCCCCGACGACAUCUGAUCCUCACGCUAGAGGAAUUCUAACAUCUUUUACUCUGAUCAACUUUUUUAAAGAUGCAAAAACGGGAAUCAAUGUGAAACCUUCCAAUCGAAGGCCCGCAGCAAACUCAAUUAUCCAACCUGAUUUUAAAUUCGAAAACAUGGGAAUCGGCGGUCUGGAUAUGGAGUUCAGUACUAUAUUUCGGAGAGCUUUUGCUUCCCGGAUUUUCCCCCCCGGACUCGUAGAGAAACUCGGGAUUCAGCAUGUCAAAGGGAUUUUGCUCUAUGGACCACCUGGAACGGGAAAGACUCUGAUUGCUAGACAAAUCGGCAAAAUGCUCAACGCUAGGGAGCCAAAGGUUAUUAACGGACCCGAAGUUCUAAACAAAUAUGUUGGACAGUCUGAAGAGAACAUUCGAAAAUUAUUUGCGGAUGCGGAGAAAGAGUACAAGGAAAAGGGAGACGAAAGUGGUCUCCACAUCAUUAUUUUCGACGAACUAGAUGCUGUUUGCAAGCAGCGUGGUAGCGGCGCAGGCGGCGGAACUGGUGUUGGUGACAGUGUCGUCAACCAACUUUUGUCAAAGCUAGACGGUGUUGAUCAACUGAACAACAUCCUGCUGAUUGGAAUGACGAAUCGUAUGGACAUGAUUGAUGACGCUUUACUGCGGCCUGGACGACUAGAAGUACAUAUGGAAAUUUCGUUGCCAGACGAGCAUGGACGGGCUCAAAUCUUGAAAAUUCAUACACAAAAGAUGAGAGAAAACGACGUGAUGGAUAAAGAUGUCGACCUUCUUGAGUUGGCUCAACUGACUAAGAACUUCUCUGGAGCCGAAAUAAGUGGUUUGGUGAAGUCGGCAUCGUCGUUUGCGUUUAACCGACAUGUGAAAGUCGGCACGAUGGCUGGUAUUAGUGACGAUAUUGUCAACAUGAAAGUCAAUCGCCAAGAUUUCCACAAUGCUCUUGACGAGGUGAAACCAGCCUUCGGCGUUUCCGAAGAAGAGCUCGAAAGCUGCCUGCACGGCGGGAUCAUCAAUUAUUCCCCUGAGAUUAACAGCAUCCUAGGUGAAGGCAAAUUAUUCGUCAACCAAGUGCGCGAUCCCCAGUCAACGACUUCUCUCUUCUCGGUCCUCCUUCACGGGCCGCCAGGCAGUGUGAGGCAAGGUAAAGUCUCCCACAUGAACAAGGUAUUCAUGGAUGCAUACAAGAGUCCCACCAGCGUUGUCGUGAUGGAUAACAUCGAACGAAUCAUCGACUGGGUCCCCAUUGGGCCCCGUUUUAGCAACACAGUACUGCAGACGGUGAUGGUGUUGUUAAGAAAGAAACCGCCCGGGGACCGCCGCCUACUUAUCCUCGCCACAACCACGGAGCGCUCCAUCCUGAAGCAGCUUGAUGUUUUCAGCUCCUUUAAUUCUGAUAUCCGCGUUCCGAAUGUGAACACCUUCUCUGAACUGUCCUACAUCUUGAAGGAAGCACAGGCGUUCUCUCCGCAGGAGAUAGACGGUGCCAUGGCAGAGCUUCGCGGGCUGACACAGAGUGAGCAGAUUGGGGUUGGGAUCAAGAGGGUGCUUCUUGGGAUUGGCACGGCUAAGCAGGAUACUGAUAGGGCAGGCAGGUUUGCUUCCGUUAUUGCGAGGGCGAUGGAGGAGUAG